AAGAGCAGCUAACCUGGCCAGCUGGUCCCCAGCUGCAUUAACUUGUUGCUUUUCAAGCCAUCUCUGGAGGCUGUUGGUUCCUUCUGUGCCAGCUCUGAGUGGGGAAUCCCAAGGCUUCUUUGAAGAUGGAGGAAGCCCCAGGGCAGUGGGCGAUAUUAAUGGACCCAACGAUGACUCUGAAUAAUGUCACCAUGCGCCAGGGCACUGUGGGCAUGCAGCCGCAGCAGCAGCGCUGGAGCGUCCCAGCCGAUGGCAGGCAUCUGAUGGUCCAGAAAGAGCCCCACCAGUACAGCCAGCGCAACCGUCACUCUGCUACCCCCGAGGACCACUGCCGCCGGAGCUGGUCCUCCGACUCCACGGACUCAGUCAUCUCCUCCGAGUCGGGGAACACCUACUACCGGGUGGUCCUCAUAGGGGAGCAGGGGGUGGGCAAGUCCACGCUGGCCAGCAUCUUUGCGGGCGUGCACGACAGCAUGGAUAGUGACUGCGAAAUGCUGGGAGAAGAUACAUAUGAGCGAACACUGAUUGUUGAUGGGGAAAGUGCAACAAUUAUACUCCUGGACAUGUGGGAAAAUAAGGGGGAGAAUGAGUGGCUCCAGGACCACUGCAUGCAAGUCGGGGAUGCCUACCUGAUUGUCUACUCCAUCACGGACCGAGCCAGCUUUGAGAAGGCAUCUGAGCUUCGAAUCCAGCUCCGCAGGGCCCGGCAGACAGAGGACAUUCCUAUAAUUCUGGUUGGCAAUAAAAGUGACCUAGUGCGGUGCCGGGAAGUGUCUGUAUCAGAAGGGAGAGCGUGUGCCGUGGUGUUCGACUGCAAGUUCAUCGAGACCUCUGCAGCUGUCCAGCACAACGUCAAGGAGCUGUUUGAAGGCAUUGUGAGGCAGGUCCGCCUCCGGCGGGACAGCAAGGAAAAGAAUGAGCGGCGGCUGGCCUACCAGAAGAGGAGGGAGAGCAUCCCCAGGAAAGCCAGGCGCUUCUGGGGCAAGAUCGUGGCCAAAAACAACAAGAACAUGGCCUUCAAGCUCAAGUCCAAAUCCUGCCAUGACCUCUCUGUGCUCUAGGCACCCGGAGUCAGCCAAUGUCCCCCACUGGACAUCACUGAAGGCCAUUGGGACCCAUAAUCUAUAUUAGAUUGGAUUCUUAAGUAUUGUUAGAUGUGGCUUCCCCUAUUGGUAGCUGGGAACUAACGUGCUAGGCUGAUGGGCGACAAAAUGCAUGAGAAAUGAAAGAGCUUUGUGAAGACUCAGUAUUUAUUUACAGGAAAAGCCUGACCUUUGCUACUUGAACACCCAAGACUCAUUAGGGGACAUGGUUGGUAUUCACAUGUGUUUCCUCUCUCCUUUGGCUAGUAGAGAAUUGAAGCCUGCAAAAUGAUGCCUAGACAAGAAUUUUUCAUUAUUCAAAUUUUGCCUGGUGUUCUGUUAUGUGAAUUUGAGGCCAAUCAGUGGGUCAUAAACAAAUAUAGGAAAGCCAUCAAAGGAAUUUUUCAAAGGAGGGAGAACUUCUUUCUCUGUACCUUAUAUUUGUGGAGCUAGGAUUGCAGAACUGGGUUCAUCACGAUCAUCACUGUUAUUGCUCCAUGAAGCUGUGAGAAGACAUGAUGGACUUGCUGGAAACUAAAGCUUAGUAAACAAUUUUUGUUCAGUGCCCACAGUCAGAGAUCCAGAAGUCUAUAGAAUUGGGAACUGCUACAUGUACCACUAAUGGGUUCAAAAAUUAUAUCUUUACUACUGU
Balaenoptera acutorostrata (minke whale) is the source of this 1734-nucleotide messenger RNA. RefSeq names its product GTP binding protein overexpressed in skeletal muscle (gene GEM). Gene Ontology annotation, cellular component: plasma membrane. Lineage: Eukaryota; Metazoa; Chordata; Mammalia; Artiodactyla; Balaenopteridae. The transcript has 5 exons. Bases 126 to 1061 code for a protein of 311 amino acids. Gene Ontology annotation, biological process: negative regulation of high voltage-gated calcium channel activity. Gene Ontology annotation, molecular function: GTPase activity; GTP binding; calcium channel regulator activity. The record is from RefSeq and is a predicted model, not a curated record.